UUUACGCUUGGACGUUAGAUCCAUUGCGAGUUUUUCGAUAGAUCGGCCUUGUUUCGCCAGCGCAGCUGGACUUUUACCGAGUAUUUUGCUGGGACGGGAGUUUCUUUUUGUUUUUAUUCUUGUUCGUCCCAUCCUGCCCGCUCUAUUUUGGGGGAUCGAUCAAUUCGUGAGCACCACCAAGUCUCUCUUGCCAGGAGGUCGUGGCUCUAGAGGAAACGUUAGUCGAGAUGGAUCGAAGGGGUAAGGGAAGUUACGGUACUGGCAAUGCCCAACAGGUGCAGCUACAGAAACAACAGCAGCAGCAGCAGGGUGCCAAGGCUGGCAAGGUCAUGACUGCAGAAGAGUUUGAGAGAAUUUUGGAAAACAAUACUGCUACGACUAGGAUCACCUUAUCCUCAGACCGACGAUAUCAGUCCGAAGACGACCUGUCAGAUAAUUCUAUUGACAGAGCUCUGGCUUCGCAAUCUGCUUUUUACGAUUACGUGUCCACUCCUGGACAGCAACAACCACAGCAUCCCCAGCAGCAACACGCACAACAGCCUAACGGCGUACACAUCCCUUCUCGGACUCAUCCAGUGCGGCAAAAUACAGCACCACCUCGAUUGUCAGAGUCUCACGACAACUACGACGACGAUCUGAUGGACACGCCACCGGUUCGAAGGAACGAAACGCAGUCUCUAGCGGAUUUCCUGCGCAGUACGGGACCAGAUGGUGUUGUGAUAUCCGCCAAAGAUGCCAAAAAAGAUAAGGAAAAGAAAAAGAAAAAGUCUACUGGUUUUUUUGGAUUUGGAAAGAAGAAUAAGAGAGAGGACCAGCAGAAUGCUCAACCGCCCAAGCAUGUUCAGUUGAAGAUACCAUAUGAUCCUUUUGCGAACAAGGAGAAUCAAGCGCAAGGACAGCAGGAUUAUUUUGGUGUUCCCUCACACAUAUCGAAUCGCGAAGUCCGCCGCAGUAUCAUCAUUGCAGAGGACGAAGGACGUUUCGGGGCACCUCUCAUUGAUGUUUCAGCUGCAACCGGCCGACCACGUCGUCCGGAAUCCAUGCUACCGGAAGGUGGUCUCCGGGCGCCGUCACCCAGAGGACAGCAACAGUAUGAAGCGUACUUUGGUCCGCCCCGUCAACAAUCUUUGCCUCAGCAGCGUGCGAGUGUCCAUCAUUCACCACCACAGCAACCGCGCAUGGACCAGGACCCGCAGUCUCAGCGACAACAAGAGCAAGGCGUGCCACCGCGUCGAUCGCCUUCACCUCAUGGGCGACUGGGUGAGCAAGGGCGACCAAAGAAUGCUGUUGAUCAACGGCCGACGCAGCCCUUGAACUACCCGCUAUCCCUUAUGCCGGAUGAAGCCUUCCACGUCUCUCCUUUUGAGUCCAACUUUAAGUUCGAAGACCAGGUAUUUCUCUCUGUCGAACCGCCAGCACAUGUGGUUACCCAAGAUAUGGUGCACCAGGCCAACGUCCCCGAGUACCGCAAUGAUUAUCUGCUCUCGGACGAUGAUGACGAUGAUGACGAUUGGGAUGAUCACUACGAUGAUGAUGAUCGGUUUGAUGAUUUUGACGAUCUAGACGAAGAAACGCUCAAAAACACCGAGCUGAAUGCAAUGAUUGAGUACGGGAUUUCGGAUGUUGUCGGGCCGGAGAAAACUCGAAAGCCUGGUAUGGCACCACCACGUCCCAAGAAGACUGUCAGUUUUUCUGCGGUUGUGGAAGAGUUGAUGGGGGCUUGGGAGGAUUCCGAUGGCGAGUUCGAGUACGGGCCAUUGUCUACAUCUUUUACAGCACUGAAGGACAAGGAAGCGGAACGGAUGCAAUGGGAGGGAAGUGGAAGCGGAGAGAAUGGUGUCGGUGUGGGACCGGUGAUAACGUCGCGGGGAUCUUCGUUGGUGUAUUCUGCAGGAAAGCCAUUAGAUGGUGAUGAAGUCCGGGGUGGAGAAGGGGCUCCCACUAACAGUCAAAGUGCCCCUGCGGUCGCAGUAGGAGCUGGAGUUGCAAUGGGACAGCAAACAGGACAUGCUCCUCCCACGGUGGCACCUGCUGCUGAACCGACCCCAGCUCAUGCUCAUACGACAACAUCCCCUCCGGCAUCAGUGCCGGUUGCGGCACCCGUCACUCCUCCCUCAACGCCCCAGACCGUUAUGACAGCCGCCGCAACCCGCACGGCUUCCCUUUCGUCAGAAGCGGCGACCCCUAGUCCAGCAUCCACUGCGGCUACAUCACCCACACCUGUAUCAACCGGCACAGGUACUGGGCCAACGCCACAGUCGACAUCAACAGCGGGUAAUCCACCAGUAGCGGCACCAACCCGGACGCGCAAAAAAGUCCGUCACGUCCAAAUCCAAACCCGUGGUGCAUCAAUGAAGGAAGUCCAAACGCAAACGGUGUUGACUGUUGCAGCUCUCAAUACCCAAUUGGAGACACUGUCGGCAGAAGCUACCACGCUGUCAACCAAGCAUGCGCAAACCCUCUCAACUGUCUCGUCACUUACCAGUGCAAAAGAGGUUGCGGAAAAGACCAUCUCCACUCUCCAAUCCGAUCUGGAUGCUUCUAAAGCCGAGAAUCAGAGUUUGUUGGCAGAAGUCGUGCGGUUGCGUGAACUCGUGCGUGAAGGAGCGAGAGAGAAGGAGGAAUUACGGGACGUUCUGGACAGUGAUCGAAAGAGGUUUGAUGCGCUGAGCGUACAAGCCUAUGGAAAGAUUAAAGAGUUGUUGAUGGAGCGACACAUCCUGGAGAUGGAAGUGGGGACUGUAAAAGCACAGCUCCAAUCACUCGAGUCCCAACAUAAAGAAUGGAUGGAAGCUGAUGCCGAUGAUGAGCAAGAACAAAAGGGGAUGUAAAAAGCGGGCUGGAAGUGGAUAGACGUGGUUUCUUGGAUGGUUAUCUAUAGACUUGCGCGAAAGCGCAUUACGGUAGUUUCUUACUUUUUUUUUUUUAUCUCAUGCUCCCUAUAGACAGCAGAGGAUGAUCUUUUAUAGUUGUGUUUAGGAAUAUUUUGAAGAAUCUAGAUAAUGGCUUGUAUGUGUGGUUCAAAGGAGCAAAGGUUUUUC
Messenger RNA from Spizellomyces punctatus DAOM BR117, 3041 nucleotides. RefSeq lists its product as uncharacterized. NCBI's taxonomy places the organism in Eukaryota, Fungi, Chytridiomycota, Chytridiomycetes, Spizellomycetales, Spizellomycetaceae. The record is from RefSeq and is a predicted model, not a curated record. The coding region runs from base 228 to 2831 and encodes 867 amino acids. The transcript has 4 exons.